AGAGGGUUGAAUCUGCUAUACACUCACAACACAGGGCAACUGCUGCCUGUCUGGGAACUAUUCACACACACACCCCUCCUCCUUCCCUCUUUUCUCUUAAAUCCAGGGUUUUGUUCCCCCCUCCGGGUAACUUUUGUUGAGAGAGAGAGUGUUUGCGUGCUGUUUUGUUUUGCUCCCCUCCUUCACUGGAUUCGUACUACCAUCUUUGGUUUGUCCAUACGGCUGUAGUCUACUGUCCUGAACAUUUCAGUAUCUCCACUGAGCAGAGGAGAGAGCAGGCAUUUUUGCUCCCUCUCUGAGAGGACUUAAAGUGUGUGAGAGAGCGAGAGAGGGAGAGCUCAAGCGACAGUGUGGGGAAAGGAUGGCUGCCUGCCUCUGAGCUGCCUCUGCGCUUACGGAAAUAAGGAACUAGAGACAAAAGGGGGAAAAAAUUACUUUUCAGAAAGAAGGAAAUUGUUUUCCUUUCUUGGAGGAGGUUAAACAAAGGGAUUUGAACAAUGCCUGCUGAAGUGAAACAGGUUGGGCUGUUUACAGACAGCCAGGGAGAGCUGUCCUGUCCGCUGAGUAGCUACCAAGAGUGAGAGUUUACUGAGCAGAGCCCCAGUAACCAGACGUCUCUGGCCAUGAUGCAGGAGCCCCAGGAGAUGGUGGAGGAGACAGUCACCAUCGAGGAGGACCCUGGCACGCCCACCUCCCAUGUGUCCGUUGUCACCUCCGACGACGGCACCACACGACGCACAGAAACCAAGGAUAUGUCAACUAACCUGAAGGUGACCAAGGUGAUCAAAACCAUCACCCGUCGCAGGUACCUGCCAGUGACCCUCACAGAGACCCUGGUGGUGCCAGGAGGUUCCAUCACCCCGCAGUCCAAACCCAGCACCCCGGUGCCCACCCCUUCUCCCACCCCCUCCCCAUCAGAGACUGACCCAGUAAAGAAAACAAAGGCACCCAAACGUCUGGUGACUAAGAUGGUGAAGACGGUGACCACGCGGACGGUUCGCCAGGUGCCCUUGGGCCCCGACGGCCUGCCCCUGCCUGAGGGCUCCUCCCCGCUGGGCAGCUACACAGACUCCAUUGACCGGCGCUACCUGAAGAACGGCGAGCGCUAUAUCACCACGCCGCAGGCCACCUCCACACUCACACGCUCCUACAACAACUACAACGACUCCUACAGCGACGCACUCCCCCCCGACGCUGGUGGGAGUCAGUACGGUGGGCGCCACUACGGCCUCCAUGACGGCUACGGCAUUGGAGAUGCAACGGACAACUAUGGCAGCCUGUCCCGCGGAGUCAACUUCCGGCCACCCCGCUACCCCUACGCUAUGGCUAACAGCUAUCGGCCAGAGAACAGCUACGGGACCCUACCCAUCCGGAAGGAUGACUACGGCCACGUGGCCCAGCCCCAGGUCCCCAUGGGCAGCAGCAGUGUGGACCUGAACCGUUCGCAGCCAGAACGCUUCCAGCCAGAGCCCUACGGACUGGAGGACGACCGCCGCAGCCUGGGCCCCGAGGAGGAGGAGCCCUAUGACCUGGAGCCUGACUACUCCACUGCUAGCCGGCGCCAAGGCACGCUGCCAGGCACCAACCGCGGCAGAACCAUGAGAGAGCCGCUCCGCGACGGGCCACGCAUCAGGGGUUACGAGGAUCCCAUCGAGGCGGAGAUGAUUGACGAGCGACACCCCUACAUCCAUGGCAUGUACCCGGCCCCCCUGGCCCAGCCCGAGAGGGGGAGCAUGGCCAGCCUGGACCGCCUGGCUGGCCGCCGCUCGCCCUCCAUCGACAGCAUCCGCAAGGACCCGCGUUGGCGUGACCCCGAUCUGCAAGAGGUCAUAGCCAUGCUGGGCCACCCCAUCGACCCGGUCAAGUCUAACGCCGCCGCGUAUCUGCAGCACCUGUGCUACGAAAACGACAAGAUCAAGAAAGAUGUGCGCCAGCUGAAGGGGAUCCCGGUGCUGGCAAGCCUGCUGGACCAUCCCAAGGCUGAGGUCCACCGCAAGGCCUGCGGAGCCCUGAGAAACAUCUCCUACGGCAAGGACCACGACAACAAGGUGGCCAUCAAGAACUGUGACGGUAUCCCCGCCCUUGUCCGCCUACUGAGGAAGACCAACGACAUGGAGGUCCGCGAGCUCAUCACAGGGACCCUGUGGAACCUGUCUUCCUUUGAGCCUCUGAAGAUGGUGAUUAUAAACCACGGACUGCAGACUUUGACCAACGAGGUCAUCAUCCCCCACUCAGGCUGGGAGCAUGAGCCCAACGAGGACUCCAAACCUCGUGACGCAGAGUGGACCACCGUCUUCAAGAACACAUCAGGAUGUCUGAGGAAUGUGAGUUCGGACGGGGCAGAGGCAAGGCGCAGACUAAGGGAGUGUGAGGGGCUUGUGGAUGCUCUGCUGCACGCCUUGCAGUCAGCGGUGGGUAAGAAAGACAUGGACAACAAGUCUGUGGAGAACUGUGUGUGUAUCAUGAGGAACCUGUCUUACCACGUUCACAAAGAGAUCCCAGGGGCCGAGAAGUUCACAGACCCGUCCGUUCUGCAGGCCCCGAGCUCUGCGGGCCCUCAGAGGAAGAAGAAGGAUGACGCAGGCUGCUUUGGAGGGAAGAAGGCCAAAGAGGAAUGGUUUAAUCAAGCCAGAAAAAACGGCGAGAAUGACAAAAACUACGAUACGCUGGAUCUACCCAAGCGCACAGAACCCACAAAAGGUUUUGAGCUGCUGUACCAACCAGAAGUGGUGAGGCUGUACCUGUCUCUGCUAACUGAGAGUCAGAACUACAACACUCUGGAGGCUGCCGCAGGGGCCCUGCAGAACCUCAGCGCCGGACAGUGGACCUGGUCUAACUACAUCCGUGCCACAGUGAGGAAGGAGAAGGGUCUUCCCAUCCUGGUGGAGCUACUGCGUUCUGACUCUGACAAGGUGGUCCGAGCCGUGGCCAUCGCGCUGCGCAACCUCUCCAUCGACCGCCGCAACAAAGACCUGAUCGGGAGCUAUGCCAUGAGGGACCUGGUGAGUAACCUGCCCAGCGGUCAGCAGCGGCCAGCCAAGAACCUGGAGGAAGACACGGUGGUGGCCAUCCUCAACACCAUCCACGAGAUCGUGACGGACAGCUCUGAGAACGCACGCUCCCUCAUCCAGGCCCAGGCCAUCGAGAAACUGGUGGCCAUCAACAAGACAAGCCAAUCACCACGUGAGGACAAGGCCGCCUCCCACGUGCUGCAGACGGUGUGGAGCUACAAGGACCUGAGGAACGCCCUGACCAAGGAAGGAUGGAACAAGAGCCACUUCCAGCCUACAGCGACCGGCGCCCCUAAAGCAGCCAAGAAUGGCAAGCCAGGCUAUGACGACACCACUCUGCCCCUGAUGGAGAAGAACCAAGGUCAGUCUGUGAUGGCAGGCGAGACUGGGGAUCCUCCGGGCCUGGCCUACUGUGGUGAACUGAGCACCAAGAAAAAUGGAAGUGGUGAUAUGAUACCUAUGGACGAGCUUGGUCCAGAUGGCUACUCCACCAUCGACCAGAGAGACAAAGACUGCAAGUACAAGAGUAGUGGAGACGGGUCAGUGGACCUGUCAGAACGCGAGCCAUUAAAGAAUGACACAAAUAGGAAACACUAUGUCAGGAGUAACAGGCCUGCAGUCAAACUGGUGGAUGCUUGUGACGUUAAACCUCAGCCUGUUGACUCCUGGGUCUAAAUGCAUGCAUGGCUUAAAUAACGACAGCGUAACACCUAAACUAGAGGAUCUCCCAUGUCAUCACUGCCAUAACACAUGGAACUCAUUUUGAUGUUGACUCGUCAGCAGAUAGACUUUGUAAAAGAAACGAUCAUCCAACAACCAAUGUUUCAUGCUUUUGAAUCAGCAAAUGAAAUGAUGUAUAAAAAAAGAAAGGAAAGAAAAUCUAAAAACGACUACUUGUCAUAUCUACAUUCCCCACUGGAUGGACAGGUAUAGGGUACCCUAACAGCAAGGACUGACUGGAGCAGCACUGCAUGGUGUCAGGAUGUAGGUAUAGGGUACCCUAACAGCAAGGACUCUGACUGGAGCAGCACUGCAUGGUGUCAGGAUGGAAGAGGGGAAGUAGUCAUUGUCAUAGAGAUACAAGUAUUCUAGAGCUCUAUCUCUAUGGCAAUGUACGGAUGACUGGUGGUGGGGGAGAGAAGGUGAUGAGGAGGUGAUGUUUGUUGGGAGGAAAGGAAGUGUGUUGGAAAGGAAAGGAGACAGUUUGCUUCUAAUAGUAUUUUUUUCUAUGUUACAAUUUAGCCUUUUGUUUAGGUUUUGUUUUUGUUGGUUUGUCUUUCGUCGAGGCACAGUAAAUUGUUUUUGUUUGUAAUAUCAUUUUUAUUUUUUUUAUUUUGCUGGUCUUUGUUUUUGUUUGGGUUUUCCGGAUUGAAGAAGUGUGGACUGGUGUGGUAGAUGAAGGUUGGGUUGGUUUGAAGGACUUGAUGCUUGAAGGGCACUUAAAGGAACUGUAUACCUGCAGGUGUUGAUUGGACAUUUGGUUGGGUUACUUAUAGCUGUUGAGCGAAACAAAAUGAAAAUAUAUUUUCAGUAUCGACACAGACUAGAGGUAUGUGUUUGCCGACGAUAUAUGAAUUGCUUGGUUGGUUGCAGUUUGUCAUUGAUAUGUAUUAAAGUUGAAGAGGAUAUAAGACAUUUUGUUUAUAAAUGGAUUGUGUUAAUUAAUGAAGGAAUGGAAAGUACAUACUCCCGGUGUCAAAGGGUAGAAUCUAAAAGCAUUUGAUAUUUUUGUUGGUUUUAUAAAUGUAUAUUAGGAUCAAAGAAAAACAAAAAGAGAACAGAGAAAACAAUAGACAACUCUUAGUUGUAUACUCAUAAUAGGUUGUUUGGGAAGCACAUUCAUUGGAUAAAAUAUCAUGUUUGUAAACAGAAAUAACCACAUCAUUUAAGUGUCAAAUCUGUAGUCAUGCUGAUCACAUAUUUAUAUUUUGUACUGUCAAGAGAAAACAAAACAAAACAAGAAGAGCUGUUAUUCAGCUUUCUUUUUAAAGGCGAGUUGAACUGAUGACCUGGUCUCCAAAUCUUUCAAGGAGAUGAAUAGAGGGAGGGAGGAAGGGUUCAGCAGGGAUCCCUCAAGAGAUAAGACUGAGAGAAAAGAGGGAGGAAGGGUUCAGCAGGGAUCCCUCAAGAGAUAAGACUGAGAGAAAAGAGUGAGGGAGGGUUCAGCAGGGAUCCCUCAAGAGAUAAGACUGAGAGAAAAGAGGGAGGAAGGGUUCAGCAGGGAUCCCUCAAGAGAUAAGACUGAGAGAAAAGAGGAGGGAGGGUUCAGCAGGGAUCCCUCAAGAGAUAAGACUGAGAGGAGGGAGGGAGGGUUCAGCAGGGAUCCCUCAAGAGAUAAGACUGAGAGAAAAGAGGGAGGGAGGGUUCAGCAGGGAUCCCUCAAGAGAUAAGACUGAGAGAAAAGAGGGAGGGAGGGUUCAGCAGGGAUCCCUCAAGAGAUAAGACUGAGAGAAAAGAGGGAGGGAGGGUUCAGCAGGGAUCCCUCAAGAGAUAAGACUGAGAGAAAGAGAGGGGGAGGGAGGGUUCAGCAGGGAUCCCUCAAGAGAUAAGACUGAGAGAAAAGAGGGAGGGAGGGUUCAGCAGGGAUCCCUCAAGAGAUAAGACUGAGAGAAAAGAGGGAGGGAGGGUUCAGCAGGGAUCCCUCAAGAGAUAAGACUGAGAGAAAAGAGGG
Molecule: messenger RNA, 5682 nt
Organism: Oncorhynchus tshawytscha (Chinook salmon)
Lineage: Eukaryota; Metazoa; Chordata; Actinopteri; Salmoniformes; Salmonidae
Product: armadillo repeat protein deleted in velo-cardio-facial syndrome
Exons: 21
Coding region: 624-3686 (1020 amino acids)
Biological process (GO): cell-cell adhesion; cell-cell junction assembly
Cellular component (GO): adherens junction; nucleus; plasma membrane
Molecular function (GO): cadherin binding
Source: RefSeq, a predicted model, not a curated record